AUGAGAACCAAUAACGGGGGAAGCGGUGAAUCACCGCUGUUUGGGAGCUUUGACAGUCCCUGCAGACGCAUGCAAAACACCGCUCAUGGAGGGGUAGCACCGAGGCAUCACCACGUAAGCUGGGAGCAUGCCUUGCAUGACGAGCUUACCCAAGGUCGGGGACAGUCUGGAAUGUUAGGCUUGCAUACGCGGAUGUACCUGGGUGGAGAACUGGCAAAGAAAUGUGCAGCUGGAGACCAGCUGAAGGUAUCCAGUACUUUCCUGCUUGACUUCCACCCGCGGCGAACUACUGCAGCCACCGGGGCCGGGGGGAGAUGUCCGGCUCACGGGGAAAAAUACUUUUUAUUUAUUUACUUCAUCCCAAAAGGGACGAUCGCUGGGGCGGUGGAGACCAUCCAAUCCAGCACGGCGGUUCGAUCAUUCAUCGGAGGCGGUCAGGUUCAAAGGAAACUUACCCUACCCUCUUUAGCAACCGAGUAUGAAGCCAUUCAAGACGGUCAAAUAACUAGUGUGCUUGUGAUGGCUUGUGAUGGCUGGCGUUCUGGGCAUGGUGUUGGUGUGCUCUUCUUUGGCGCGACUACUAGUUCCAGGGGUACAUAUGCAAAGAAGUCUAGAAUUAGAUCAUUCGUUCAGGUCCACUACAACCAACGAAGUAGUACAAAGUACACUGUAUGA
This is a messenger RNA of Aspergillus costaricaensis CBS 115574, 675 nucleotides long. RefSeq lists its product as uncharacterized. Lineage: Eukaryota; Fungi; Ascomycota; Eurotiomycetes; Eurotiales; Aspergillaceae. The coding region runs from base 1 to 675 and encodes 224 amino acids. The transcript has 10 exons. The record is from RefSeq and is a predicted model, not a curated record.